AGCACCAUCAGCCACACGCGCCCGCGCGCGCCUAAAAGCCUACCCGGAUCGCCCCUCCCCAUGCGCCCAUGGACACGGUCGUGGCCACGGCCGCGCGCCGCCUCCUCGUCAAUGCCAGCCACGAUGACCCCCGCGCCCACCGCCGCGCCGCCGCUGGGUCUCCCUCGAGGCCGGGUGCCCCGGAGCGGCCGCCGCCGGCGCCGCCUCGGGAGCCGUUCCCGAUGCUGCUGCCCGUGUUCAUCCUCUUCGUGCUCCUCCUCUGCUUCCUCUCCAUCUUCCUCCUGCGCGACCUCCUCCACUUCUUCUCCCUCUGGCUCCGCCGCCGGCGCCGCCUCCGCGCCGGUGCGGACGCCGACGAGUCGGGCGCCGGCGAAGCCACGCCGGACGCGCACGCGCUGCCCAAGCCGGCCGGUCUGGACCCCGCGGUCCUCGCCACGUUCCCCACGGUCCGGUGGAUCGAAGCGACGCCGCGGUCGCCAGCGCCGGCGCUCGCCGAGUGCGCGGUCUGCCUGUCGGAGUUCGCCGCGGGCGACGCCGUCCGCCUGCUCACCGUCUGCCGCCACGCGUUCCACACGGCGUGCAUCGACUCCUGGCUCGGCGCGCACACCACGUGCCCCGUCUGCCGCUCCGAGCUCGACGCGCCGCCGCCCCCGCCUGGCGACGGCGACGGUGGCCGUAUCUCUAUCGUGGUUGACGGUCAGCGAGCAAGCACGGCAUCAGACCCGGCGAGCGGUGGCGUGCGAUCGCGACCUGAGGACCGGUGACAUACAUGGUGGCCAAGCGCCGAGUGCCAGGUCGUCGGCGAGUUCUCUAGAUUUCCUUUUCUUUUAGAAAUUUUUAGGGUGUGGUUUGAGGAUAGCUAGCUGCCAGGAUCUGCAUCCAUGGUGAUACUGGAACUGUGAAUUUUUGCGAGUGAAUUUUCUGUAUAUGUUACACCAACGAACGAACUGUACCCCAUGCACAUACACAGUUACAGAUAUAUACAUGCAUGAUAAUGCAUAGCAUUCAUGCAGAUGUAGAUAUUGUUCAUUA
Molecule: messenger RNA, 1032 nt
Organism: Setaria italica (foxtail millet)
Lineage: Eukaryota; Viridiplantae; Streptophyta; Magnoliopsida; Poales; Poaceae
Product: RING-H2 finger protein ATL39-like
Exons: 1
Coding region: 69-764 (231 amino acids)
Source: RefSeq, a predicted model, not a curated record